Triticum dicoccoides is the source of this 3215-nucleotide messenger RNA. RefSeq lists its product as uncharacterized. The record is from RefSeq and is a predicted model, not a curated record. Bases 133 to 2847 code for a protein of 904 amino acids. The transcript has 6 exons. NCBI's taxonomy places the organism in Eukaryota, Viridiplantae, Streptophyta, Magnoliopsida, Poales, Poaceae.
GGCCGGGAGCUCGGCAUCAACAACGGCUACUUGUCCCCCGAUCCCCUCCACCUCUAUUUGAAUCCCAAAUCCGCCUCCCCCUCCGCCGCCACCGCCCCUCAUUCUCUAGCAUCUUCGACCGCGCGAUUAGCCAUGUCGACCUCGUCUCCCACCUCCUCGCCGCCUUCCUCCGCCGACGGCGGCGGGGCCCGCUGCAUCUCGCCGACGUCCUCCCGUCGGAAGGUCUCCCCCGGACGCAGCGGCGGGAGCUCCCGCAAGAGUCCAGGUUCAAGAGAAUUUGGAAACUCAGUAUUGAAAUCUGUGAAUAAGUCGACAUCCCAGUUCAAGAAAUCUGUGAUUCGUAGAAGUGGUCCUUCGAUUGAUUGGUUCCCUAGGAAAAAAACUGAAUCAUACUUGAAAAGAAAGAUAAAGCGUCUUCAGGAGACUGAUGGUAUGACCGCAUCCCUUCAUGAUACUCUGGAAAAUUCCAAUCUUCAUUAUACUAGGAUGGCAAGGGAGAAAAUUGCAGCCAGUGAAGCAGCCAGAAAGGCGAUGGAAGCUCGCAAGACUGCUAUGGUUGAAGCUUCGUGGUGUAGAAUUCUUCAAACAGCCAGGAUCCAAAACAAAGAAGCUGAAGAACUUAUGGAAAAGGCCAAGUUGCAUGCGACUGAAGCAUUUGAAUACGCUAGAGUAAUAGGUAUCAUGAUGUAUGACAAGCCUGACUGUCCCAGUCAGCAGUAUGAGGUGGAAUCCUCGGCAAAAACUGGAGGAAGACCAACUCACAAGGUUACAGCGUCCUUUCAGACUGCUUUUGAGGUUGAUAUGGAGGUUGCUGCUGCAGUGAAGAAGGCAUUUGUCAAACUUGCAAACUCUCCUGAUUUGUCAAACCAAGAAGAGUUUAAGGAGCUAUUGCGGAAAAUUAGCCAAAAUCCAGAUGCGACUGAUAGUGAUGUGAAUUUUGAAGUCGAGCAGCAGCUUGGUGACUGUAACAAUGAAGAAACAAACAAUUUCAAAUCCAAUAACAAUACCUCCAGAAAAAGCAUCUUCCCGUCUGAUUUCAACACUGCUGAUCUAGAACAAUCCACUGAUCUUGUAAACAUUAUGCUUGAAAGGAUAAAAGCUCUGCGUGAAGACGAUCUUGCCUCUUUGGCGGUCAUUGUUGCCACAUCUGGCCUAAAUGCAGCACUUCAAAGGGAUAAGGGUAAAUAUCAUGAAAUGAAACCUGUGAGCUACACUGCUGCAGGGUCACACAGACCACAAUCAAGAAGAUAUUCCACUGCAGCCAGCUUUAUUGAUAUACAAGGACCAAAGAAAGAAGUCUUGUCUGAAUUACCAAGUCUGGACAAGUUCUUGGUCAAGCAUCAUUCAAAACUAGAAAGAGAAGUUCAAGAAGCAAAAGAAGCAUGCAGAAAAGUCACUCCAGUAAAACCUGUUGUACAAGAUGGCCAGGGCCAACUUGCAGGGGGCAACACAACGGCACUAGAAUCUGCUUCUGACCUGGGCAGCAUUCUUGUGAAGAAUAUGUCUAGGCUUGAGAAAGAGAUUUUGGAAGCCAAGAAGAGCAACCGAUGUGCCGAUUCUUCUGAAGGGAGCUGUAAGGAUGUUACGGACGAUGUGCAAGCCAGCACCGAAGAAUCUGAAUCUCUCAAGGGUCAGUCAGAAGUCUUGUCUGACAGCGAUGUGAAGAGAAACUGUGAUAUCAGGGGAUCGGGUGAAGAAAGCAAUUGCGUUCAAGCCUGCACCGAUUCAUCACAAGAUAAAGAAAACAGAAUUUUAGGUUCACAUAAGCUGCCACCCUUGGGUGCAAAGGGUAACCAUGGUGGUAAAAGAUUGACUCGAAUUGAAGCUGCAAAGCUUGAAGCACUUAGAAGUUUCUGCACUAAGGAUGGCAGUGAAGUAGAUGUUGGCCUCGAUAAGGUCUUUGUUAAGCCAACCAAUAGACUGGAGAUGGAAAAGAGAAAAGCAGUGGAGCAAGGACAAACCGACGUGCAGAAGCAGAAAGAUCCACAGAAGGUUUGUGAUAACACAGCAGCGAGUUUAGAUGAGAUACUAGUGAAGCGUGUAUCAAGAUUGGAAAAGGAGAAAAUGGAGUAUGAGAAGAGGAAUGCCUCGGGACAAGGACAGACCAUUGUGUCGCGUGAUCAGCGGAAGUAUGGCAACAUUGCCACAGCAUCCGAGAGCUUGGAUCAAGUCCUAGUAAAACGUGUCGGUCGACUAGAAAGAGAGAAGAUGGAAUUUGAGAAGAGGAAUGCAAUGGGAGGAGCAAGGACUGGUGUGCAGACUGAUGAGGAAAAGCAUGGUAACAACAAUGACAAAGCAUCUGAUAGUUUAGAUCAGAUCUUGGUGAAACAUGUCUCCAGGCCUGAAAAGGAGAAGAUGGAGCAAGAAAAGAAGGGUGAUAGUGACACACUAUUGCUAGAGAAGAGUGAUACACAAUGUGCAGAUGGAGCAGCCGGAGGCCUCGCCGACAUCUUUGUCAAGCGUCCAACGAAGCUUGAGCAAGCCAAGCAGGCUGCUGCUGCAUCUGCUGAAGGAAAUUCGACAAGAGUCUUGAACCCUGCCGAAGCGCGCAGGAGAGCAAGAGAGAAAGAGCUUCUGGAUGCAUGGGGAGGAGAGGGGCUUGGGAGCUCGGUGAAGCCCCAUCUGUCCAAGAUUGGGAGUGACAAGGCUGCGUGUAGGAAAUCAGAGGGAGAACUGAAGCAGGAGCGCAGAAGAGCGAGGGAGAAGGAGCUUCUGGAUGCAUGGGGAGGAGUGGGGCUCGGCAACUCGAUGAAGCCACAUCUCUCCAAGAUCGAGAAAGACAAGGCUGCAUGGAGAAAACUAGAGGAGGAACAGAAUCAGACAUGUGCUGGUACAACGGAGCUGUGACUUUGCUGGGUCGGCACAGCAAGUAUAUUUUACUCGCUUCCGGUUCUGUUCGCGUUUCAUGUAGAAACUUCCUGCAGAGCAUGGAUGUCAUCAGAAUCUCUCCUCCUGUAUGUAUAUCGUGGUCACAGACCAAACAUUGGAAACUUCCAUUCCGUAGGAAAGUCAAGACAAGCCAAGUGAUGUGCUCUUCUUAGCUUCUCUCUCUCUUUCUUAUCUCGUUGCGUGCUAGCUUGGUAUGUCUUGAACGGAACUCACAUGCUUAUCCUUGGAAGCAUAUGCGAGGAUGAGAACACCCCAGUGCUUCUUUUGACUUUGCCCAAUGCCGCAAAGUUGGAAAUUUUAUCAUCAGCACAUCAACAAGUUAAAUA